CAACUUGACGUCCAGGAUUUUGAUCCAUCUCGCAUCACCGAAGGCAUUCUCGAGCUAAACUUCUAUAAUGGGGAUUGGAUCGUAUAUUCUGCUCAUAAAUGCAACGCCCUGGCCAUUUCAACUCGCUGGGCAGCAUUCUUAUCAGAUGAACACGUGGGACUUUCCAGCCGUAGUGGAGAGUGGUUCAGCCAGAGUCUACAUGGAAGAUCAAGGAGGAGUCACUGAGGGAGACGAUGGGGCGGAAGCCCUCUACGCAAUCAACAACGAUUCUGAUUUUGAAUUCGAGAUACUCUAUCGCUCUGACUAUGGCGUCGGAACAGGGCCUCUUUUAGUUUCAUACAACGAGUCCUUUCACACUAUCUCCAGCCUUACUGGUGCCACCCUCACUCUAGAUUGGACUCAUAACCAAGAUGCGCCUUUCAUCCUCGCCAGCUCGGAUACGGAUCUGUCGUCGGCGACAUUUGUCGGUACGAACCCAGCCGAAGCUUGGAUGCAAGCUAGCUAUGACAGAAUAGAGUGUCUCACGUUGAGAGAACUGGCUAUGCCUGGUAGUCAUGAUUCUGGAAUGUCCCAAUUCAAUGGAGGGAGGGGAGGAGCGAGUCCUACAAACGUGCAAACGCAGACACUGGACAUUGGCGGUCAGCUACGGGCUGGUGCAAGGUACUUUGAUGUCCGCCCAGUGAUUGCCGGUGGACACUGGGCGACUGGACAUUAUAGCUGGGGAAAAAUCCUAGGGUGGCUGGGUGGUAAUGGGCAGAGUAUCACUAGUAUCAUUGAACAGGUCAACAAUUUCACAGCCAGCAAUAAUGAGUUGAUCAUUCUCGAUCUGUCACAUGGUCUGGAUACUGACAAUUUCGAUGGGGACAUGAACAAUCACCUCACUCAAGAAAAUUGGAACGACCUCAUGACUGUCCUGCUACAGCUCAACCAUCGCUUGAAUGGCUUCGAUUCCUCAGGGGACCUUUCCGUCAUGCCAAUUUCGGACUUUAUCGAAACCGGACCAGCCGUGGUCGUUAUUGUUAGAGACAAAGUCAAAGGCGGCGGCAACGUAGAUCUCUCCACUGUUGCGCAAGCUGGAUUCUUCCAAGACAGUGCACUGCCAAUUUAUAACAAUUACACAGAUACCGAUCAAUUGGAUGUAAUGACUAACGACCAGCUUCAAAAAAUGCUAGAGAACCGCCAGGAUCCCGAAUCAGAAAUGUUUCUUCUCUCCUGGACCUUGACUCAGGCGACUCGAGACAUACUCAAUCCAGCUUUCGCCAGCAUCCUCGAUUUGGCGGCGACAGCUAAAGUGGCCCUAUGGGCUCCUCUGUGGAACCGGAUGAGCAGUCAGCAGUAUCCCAACGUCCUGAUGGUUGAUGCGUUUCAAGGAAAUGGAGAUGUAACGGCGAUGGCGCUGGCAAUCAAUUAUCAUUUUGCAAAGAUUUGUCCUGUCCUUGUAGGACCUUCAAGCUUUGCGCAGGUGAUUUUAUCCAUUGGUGGGUUUUCAUAG
Molecule: messenger RNA, 1492 nt
Organism: Hyaloscypha bicolor E
Lineage: Eukaryota; Fungi; Ascomycota; Leotiomycetes; Helotiales; Hyaloscyphaceae
Product: PLC-like phosphodiesterase
Exons: 2
Coding region: 68-1492 (474 amino acids)
Biological process (GO): lipid metabolic process
Molecular function (GO): phosphoric diester hydrolase activity
Source: RefSeq, a predicted model, not a curated record